AUGAAGAUGAGACCCCCCGUGAAGCCUAUGGCCACCACAAUGAGCUUGGUCCAGAAGGGCCACUCCAGCACACCUGAGGACACACAGAAGCACACCGGCUGUCGGUCAACCUGCAGAAGGCGGGAGGGGUCACGAUGGUGGUGUGUGCAGAGCCGUGCUUACCCUGCGGCGUAUAAAACUAACCUGCAGACCUCCAUCUCAGAAUCAUCUGAGCAGGGCUGUGCUGUGCCCCCGUUCAUACUGCAGUGUUUCUGUGCCGUGGGCACCGACAUGUCCCCACCUCCUGAGCCCUUCUCCUGGUAUUUCUUGCUGCGGGCCUCACGCCAUGCCUCGUCUUCAGUGGACGACUCAGACUGCGGGGCACCUGAGUGGCGGAGUCGGGGAGGGAGCUCCCUGCGGUUCCUGAAGGAGCGCUCCCUCUUCUCCCCAAGCUCACUGCGUCCAAUCCAGAUCGUGAAGAGCAACCGAAACGGAAUGGGAUCAGGUCACCGUGGCAACAAGGGGACAGCUCUAAAGAUGAUGGAGGUACCAUUCAAUGGCUUUGAGCUUACCUUCAUCAUCAUAGCCUUCGUCAUCUUCUCCUUUUAUAGUCUUGCUUCAGUCUGCAUCCCGCCAUGGAACACUGAGCCAGAGACGGAGACAUUCACUCUCUUGCUGGACACAUAG
Molecule: messenger RNA, 666 nt
Organism: Menidia menidia (Atlantic silverside)
Lineage: Eukaryota; Metazoa; Chordata; Actinopteri; Atheriniformes; Atherinopsidae
Source: the annotation of a GenBank genome assembly